Molecule: messenger RNA, 1821 nt
Organism: Arvicola amphibius (Eurasian water vole)
Lineage: Eukaryota; Metazoa; Chordata; Mammalia; Rodentia; Cricetidae
Gene: Gpr37
Product: G protein-coupled receptor 37
Exons: 2
Coding region: 1-1821 (606 amino acids)
Biological process (GO): positive regulation of MAPK cascade; adenylate cyclase-inhibiting G protein-coupled receptor signaling pathway
Cellular component (GO): plasma membrane; signaling receptor complex
Molecular function (GO): G protein-coupled peptide receptor activity; prosaposin receptor activity
Source: RefSeq, a predicted model, not a curated record
AUGCCGGCCCGGGGCGCGCCUUUCUCGCGUACAUCGCGGCUGCUGCUCCUCCUGCUGAUGAAGAUUUCUGUCUCUGCUGCCCUGAGCUUUGUUUCUGAGGCCAGGAAUGGAACUUGUCUCGGGGGCAGUUGUCCCCUACUGCUCCAACGCCACAGCAGGGAUGCCCGGGAAACAGGAAAUUCUGCGAGAGACAUUCUGCGAGUUCGUAUGCCCAGGGAGAAACUGGAAGCAGAGGUGAGAGGGGCGACCUCCUGGGACCUCCCACCGGCCCGAGACGGCAAGACAGGUGUGAGUGAAGAGGCGGCAGGUGCCGCAGCCGCUGGUCCCUUGGGUCCUCCAACCAAGCCACCUGCUGCCUGGAGGUGGAAAGGUGCACAGGGUAAAGAGCCAUUGGGAAAUUUGGGGAGAAGGGACCCCACGGACCUCCAACUCUUCCUUCAGACUUCGGAGGGGGAAGAGAUGAGUCCCAGGGGCGCUGGAAUUCCCGGGAGCAGCCAGGAGAAGAGUGUGAAAAUAGAACCUGAACCCAGAGAUCUUUUUUACUGGCCACGGAGAACUGGACAACUCCAGGGUUCCCACCAAAAGCCUCCAGCGGGGCACGAAGGGAGGACCAUUGCUCCCCCAGGCAGGGCACUGCCACAAAACGGGUCUGUAGAUGACUGGAUCCCUGACCAAGGGGGUCCGCGACGUGGAAACAGCACAAGCAGGCGUGUGAGACUGAAGAACCCUUUCUACCCCCUGACCCAGGAGUCCUAUGGCGCCUAUGCAGUCAUGUGCUUAUCUGUGGUGAUCUUUGGGACUGGUAUCAUUGGUAACUUGGCGGUGAUGUGCAUCGUGUGCCACAAUUACUACAUGAGGAGCAUCUCCAAUUCUCUCUUAGCAAACUUGGCCUUCUGGGACUUUCUCAUCAUCUUCUUCUGCCUACCCCUGGUCAUCUUCCAUGAGCUGACCAAGAAGUGGCUUUUGGAGGAUUUCUCCUGCAAGAUCGUGCCCUAUAUCGAGGUGGCUUCUCUGGGCGUCACUACUUUCACCUUAUGUGCACUGUGCAUAGAUCGCUUCCGGGCUGCCACCAACGUCCAGAUGUACUAUGAAAUGAUCGAAAAUUGUUCUUCCACCACUGCCAAACUUGCAGUUAUCUGGGUUGGCGCUUUGCUCUUGGCACUUCCGGAAAUUGUCCUCCGCCAGCUGAGCAAGGAGGAUUUGGGCUUUAGUGGCCAGGCGCCUGCAGAACGGUGUGUCAUAAAGAUCUCUCCCGAUUUACCGGACACCAUCUAUGUUUUGGCCCUAACUUAUGACGGUGCACGGCUCUGGUGGUAUUUUGGUUGCUACUUUUGUCUGCCUACACUUUUCACCAUCACCUGCUCGCUAGUGACUGCCCGAAAGAUCCGCAAAGCAGAGAAGGCCAGCACCCGUGGAAACAAGCGGCAGAUCCAUCUGGAAAGCCAGAUGAACUGCACGGUGGUGGCCCUUACCAUUUUAUAUGGAUUUUGCAUCAUCCCUGAGAAUAUCUGCAACAUCGUCACUGCCUACAUGGCCACGGGCGUCUCACAGCAGACGAUGGACCUCCUCAACAUCAUCAGCCAGUUCCUCUUGUUCUUCAAGUCCUGUGUCACCCCGGUGCUCCUCUUCUGCCUCUGCAGACCCUUCAGCCGGGCCUUCAUGGAGUGCUGUUGUUGUUGCUGUGAGGAGUGCAUCCAGAAGGCUUCCACUGUGACCAGCGAUGACAACGACAACGAGUACACCACGGAGCUGGAGCUGUCGCCCUUCAGCACGAUCCGCAGGGAGAUGUCCACUUUUGCCUCUGUGGGGACCCACUGCUGA